AUGUCAGGAACAGGUAACACAGGCAACAAUAAUACGGGCAACGAGCUCGGCCGCACCUGGGGCGACAAGUUGAAUCGCACAGUGUCUGACCGCAAGCUACAAAGAGGGGCCUGGAACACUAUUGAGGGCGCGGGUGAUUCCCUGCGAGGUGGUAUGAUGGACUUCGCCGACUCUGCCACGGGCACUGGUGGCCACCACACAGAAACCGACGUCGGUGCUCAGAAGACCCAGACCGGCAUCGCUGAGAUGAAGGGAAGUGGGACCGCGGGCACCGCACCCCAGACUGCUGGAGCCCGGGGAACAGCAACCACGACGGGCUCAGCUCCUCCUUUGCCGGCGCGUGGAGGUGCCGGAAUUCACUCGAACAACGCGGCAACCACCGCUGGGAGCACCACAGGACCAGUUCCGUGA
Postia placenta MAD-698-R-SB12 is the source of this 411-nucleotide messenger RNA. RefSeq lists its product as hypothetical. The coding region runs from base 1 to 411 and encodes 136 amino acids. The record is from RefSeq and is a predicted model, not a curated record. NCBI's taxonomy places the organism in Eukaryota, Fungi, Basidiomycota, Agaricomycetes, Polyporales, Adustoporiaceae. The transcript has 3 exons.